AUUUGUCUAUGAUCUGUGACAAAUUCUGAUGUCAUCCAUCCGUCGCCCAUUAUAUUUAUUAGAAUUUUGCGAACGAAAAUCCUAAAUACCGAAGCUAAUUAAAAGUAUUGAAAUAGUGCGUGCUUAUGACUUGAAAUCUACUGCUGGUUUUAUAAAAGUAUUUUGUGAUACGUGUGAACUGUUGUGCUUUUUUGACUCCCAAGACCUAAAUUAUAUUGUUCGUAAUUCCAUGCGUGGGAUGUUUACAAUUUUGUAAUUUCAAUACAUUUGUGGCCACCAGGCGAACUGUGAUGCGUUACAUUAAUUACAAGGAGAAGAUGUCCACAAAAAAGGUUCGCCAAGUGUAGAUUUGAGACAGUACAGUUAAUUAGCCCGUAGAGAUCGUGAAAAGUACCAUGUCAGGUACAGAGCAAAAUAUAGUGAACUCAAUGCAACAGCUCUCUGUACAACCAAGCAACAGUGGUCAUACGGAGAAACCCACACAAGUAGUCACGCCAGCCGUCAACAGGAGUCAGCCUGUUGCCAACAAAGUCACACCUGUGAAGGCCAACUGUGUUUCACCCGCAAUUGCUACCAUUGAUAGGCUUUUAAGCCUUGGGGCUAGCGUUCCUCCGCCACCUCCUGUGAUAACGCGGUCUUCAGAUAUGGAUCCUCACACGUUAGAGCAGCUGCGAGCUGUCAAAGAAAUGCUGACAGCCCAAGAAGAAGAGGCUCAAAACUUGAGAGAUUUAAACAGAGACUUACGUGAGCGCUUAGAAGACUGUGAAACAAAAAUUAAGAAGUUAACUGAACAGAAUGAUGAAUAUGCUGAAAAAGAGAAGGUGCUCUCGCAACGUGUAGCAGAAAAGGUAAGGAAUAACAAGCAAAUGAGUGUUGUUAUGGAAGAGUAUGAGCGCACAAUAUCCUCUCUAAUAGGUGAAAGAGAAACAGAAGCUAAGAGGUGGGCAGAAGAGCGCACAACAUUAUUAAGGGAGCGUGAUGAAGCAGCGGCACACUUAGCUUCCAUGGAGCAUGCAUUUAAUGAUGUGCACACUAAAUACGAAAGAUGUAAAGUGAUCAUUCAAGGGUACAAAGGGAACGAGGAAAUGUUAAAACGAACAGUUGAAGAAAAUAAUGAUGCAAUUCAAAAAUUGGAAGCUCGAUAUGAGACGUUAAGACAACAUGCGAUGCAGCAACUGAACAAAGCUAAUGCAGAACUAGAUUCAGUGAAAAAAUCUCAUCAGGCUGAAAUAUUGAAGUUGAAUGCAAUGCUUAAGAAGAGUGAAGUACAUGCUUCAUCUUUACAGGAAUCGCUGGCACAGAAAAUAAAGGAUAAUGAGGAGCUCACAGCGAUCUGUGAUGAGUUGAUAAACAAAGUGGGUUAAUCUAUAAUUAUAUUGAUGGUAAAAUGUAUUGACUAUACUCAUAAUCAUUUUCAUUUAACUAACUAACACAUUAGUAUUAUAAAAUCAACAUUAGAGUACAUUAAUUAAUAAAUAAUAUAAUCACUCACAGGCUAAUGUGAACAAAUUAUAAAUAACAAGCAAAUUAAAGCAAGCAAAGCUGUUACCAUAACAUGAUAACAAUACAUAAGUAGUGUAUAUUAACUUAUAAUUUGUGCAAUCAAUUCCCUCAGUAUAAGUUUUCAACAUACAUGACUUGAAGUUACAUUUUUCCAUAAUUGUAUGGACUUGUUAAAUUAUGACAUCGUCCAUGCAAAAUUAAGAAUUUGUUGAACCUAAUCCUGUUUGUUGAAAACUUACAUUAAGGGCUCGGUAAGUAAUAUUUUUUAUUUUUGUACACAUCUGAAAAACUAAAAUUAUUAUUAUUUACAAUUUAAGUUGUUUUUAACUUAUGACAUUAUAAUUUAUUUUUAUGUGAAUUGUGUCAUAUCUUAUACUGCAAUAAAAUCAAUAAAAUUUGCGAAAACCAGUAGGUUCCUUUACAUUACAAAAAUUCAGCCAAUAUUAAACUAAACUUUUACAGGAAUUUUCUAGGAUCUAUCAAACAUUACCACUAGUAAUUUUUUUUCACUUGGUUUAUAUUUUACUGAUUUUUUUUACCCCCUAUGAAUAUGUUUAUGAAUGUGCUUAUAAUGUAAAGUAAAUGUCUGUACUCUGUAUAAUGAUUUUUUUAAAAGUUUUUAUAAUGUAAAGGAGCCUUGACACCUAAGCUUUUCAUAUUCUCAUUAAUUUAUAAAGGAAAGAAGUGACUGACGUUAUUUUCACUAUUGUAAUAAAUUCUUCAUUUUAUAUCCAAAGAUUUAUUUAAGAGUGCUUACAUAGAGGUGCAAACUAAUCAGGGCUAUGGGACAUUUUUCAGGAUUGUAAAACAAUUUGACAAUUUUUACCACAUACAUAUUUUUUAUAUGACUACAUAAUUAGUUGUAUUGGGGUUUCUGUUUGCAUUGAUGUUUUUUAUUUGUACCAGAAAGUUGUAAUAGUAAAGAGAAAAAAAAAGAAAAAGUGGAUGUUGUUAGAGUCCAAUAUGGUGGGCAUAACAGAAAAAUAUGCAGGGAGAAUUUAUCGAUUAGGCCAGCUGAAUUUAGCAGAAAUUGACACACUCACUCUACAAACAUUUUAAUAUGUCCGAUGGGGCAAAAUACUGGCAGUAUAUCUGGGAUGUAGAGCUAAGCACCAUCAAUUUUUUUUCUUUACAGACAAUUUCUAAUAAUGGCCACUCAUAAAAUGGUUUUGUAGAUGUGUCUGUGUAAAUACCAUAAAUAUACAAAUUAUUUAUGAAGAAAACCAACUGCAGGGGGUAUUUUUAGUAGAACAGUAGUCUAUGUUUAGUUUUUGUACUUCAUUAUACUUUUACAAUCCUGAAUUUUGUUGUAAAAUUUAGAAAACAUGUUACAACCCUAGCUGCCAUAAGUCAUUGAAUUAAAAUUUUGUAUUAUUGUAUAAAAUAUGAAUUAUUAUAUUAUAGUGUAAGAGUAGUUGUUAUUUUGUGCUUACUAUUUUAUUAUUAACUUUAAUUCUAAUAUAAACUAUAUGUUAUUUUUUAUGUUAUUAUUAUUUUAAGUGUAUUUGAUGGUUAUAUUGUAUAACACCUCCAGAGUAAAAGUGUCCUAACUAAAAAAAUGCUUACCAAAACAAAAUCGUAACGGCUUUUAUGUAGGAUAUAACUAUAUAAUACAUUUUGAAUUAUGUUAUUUUCAAAAAAAGAGUAAAUAAUUCAUAACUUCGAUUUAUGUACUUGGGUUACUUUUAUCCUAGAGGUGCUAAUAGUUUAAAAUCCAGGCUCUAAAACAUGGCUUGUUCUUAACCGACUUCGAAAAAGGAGGUUCUCAAUUUGAUGCAUAUUUUUAUUUGAUCUAGUCUUAAAAGCUUAUUUUCCGAAAUUUUCAAUAUGCUUUGCUUAUGAUGAGAUUACAAACUCUUAAAAAUAGAUUUAUAAAUGUGUAUUAGCAUAUUAAUAUUUAGUGAAAUUAGUAUUUAAAAGUCGCUUGAUUCAAUUCACUACACACCAUAGCCAGAACACAUUUGCCAUGGGCCUAAAGUAGACAAAUAUAUUCUAAAAUUCUGUUCCUAUUUCAUAGAAUCUCCAUUUCAGUAAAAUGUAGGUAGUUAUGCCUAAUAAGGUUCGUAUUUGUAAGGCUAUGCGUGUACGAACCGAUUUUCGGAACUACAAAUAUUUCAUAACUUUCAUAAGACUGAAAACUGGUCUGAAACGAUCGAGAUUAUUGAAAAGGCUGGCUAAAGACCAAU
Maniola jurtina (meadow brown) is the source of this 3689-nucleotide messenger RNA. RefSeq names its product transforming acidic coiled-coil-containing protein 3-like. Gene Ontology annotation, biological process: cell population proliferation; cerebral cortex development; mitotic spindle organization. The transcript has 2 exons. Bases 396 to 1364 code for a protein of 322 amino acids. Gene Ontology annotation, cellular component: cytoplasm. Lineage: Eukaryota; Metazoa; Arthropoda; Insecta; Lepidoptera; Nymphalidae. The record is from RefSeq and is a predicted model, not a curated record.